Messenger RNA from Nematolebias whitei (Rio pearlfish), 1901 nucleotides. It is a transcript of the gene agfg1b, whose product is annotated as ArfGAP with FG repeats 1b. The transcript has 12 exons. Bases 124 to 1536 code for a protein of 470 amino acids. The record is from RefSeq and is a predicted model, not a curated record. Gene Ontology annotation, molecular function: GTPase activator activity. NCBI's taxonomy places the organism in Eukaryota, Metazoa, Chordata, Actinopteri, Cyprinodontiformes, Rivulidae.
CAGAAGGUGUCUCCUCGCUCUCACAGCCGUCAGACGCGGCUAGUCCACCCUGAAGAGACACUGCUCUGUCCCCAGUCCCUCCAAACAAACUUUUCCCGGUGAUACCGACUGCUGGUUUCCACCAUGGCGACGAGCGCGAAGCGAAAGCAGGAGGAGACUCAUCUAAAGAUGCUCCGGGAAAUGACUAGCCUACCCGCGAAUAGGAAAUGCUUCGACUGUGACCAACGCGGCCCCACUUAUGUCAACAUGACAGUGGGUUCCUUCGUCUGCACCACCUGCUCCGGGAUCCUGCGAGGACUGAACCCCCCCCACAGAGUGAAGUCCAUCUCUAUGACCACAUUCACACAGCAGGAAAUAGAGUUCCUACAGAAGCACGGCAACGAGGUCUGUAAACACAUCUGGUUGGGCCUCUAUGACGACAGGACAUCAGUUGUUCCAGAUUUCCGAGAACCACAAAAAGUAAAAGAGUUCCUUCAGGAAAAAUACGAAAAGAAAAGAUGGUAUGUUCCUCCAGACCAGGCGAGGUCAGUAGUGAGUGUUCAGGCCUCCGUCUCUGGUUCCUCAGCAAGCAGCACGGGCAGCACCCCAGAAGUCCAACCUCUGAAAACCCUCCAGCUCAAUAAAACACCACUGCGCCAGUCUCCAGGUGUGGGCCGCUCCCAGGCUCACAGUGCUGCUCACGAGAAGAAGUUUGACUUGCUGUCAGACCUGGGGGGAGACAUUUUUGCUGCUCCACCAACUCAAACUGCCACCUCUUCCAACUUUGCCAAUUUUGCACAUUUUCCAAGCCAGUCAGCUCCUCAGGGUAAUUCUAAUUCCAACUUUGCCAACUUUGAAGCUUUUGGAAACACUUCAGUUCCGUCCCAUGUGAGCACGUCACCUCCCUCAAAGUCUUUUUCAUCAGGAGGAGGAGUGCCAAUUCCAUCUAUGUCUGGGGUCGUGGCUGCUCAGUCCCAUACAGGGAAGAGCCUGGAGGACCGCUAUGCUGCACUUGCAGAGCUGGACAAUGAGCUCAGCUCCUCGGCCUCCACAGGCAGCACUGUGCAAGGGAACCUAUUUGGACCUGUUCUCGGUUCAUCACCGGCUCAGAAUUCAAAUGUUUUAGCCAACAUGCAGCCUGGCUUUGGAGCUGUGCCAUCUACAAACCCUUUUGUUGCCGCAGCGAUAGCCCCAGAGAUGGCCACCAACCCGUUCCAGGCCAACGGCAGAGCUCCAGCUGCAGCCUCGUUUGGUACUGGCUCUAUGAGCAUGCCUGCCGGCUUUGGGAAUGCGUCUUCCUACUGCCUCCCGACCAGUUUCAGCGGAAACUUCCAGCAGCAAUUCCCUGGCCAGGUCCCCGUCCCUUACACUCAGCCGGGGGCCUAUCACCCUCAGUCUAAUGGCCCUGCCUUCCCCGUCUACGGUCAGAACAAGCCUUCGAUUACGCCCUUUGGGCAGCCUGUGGCUGUCCCUGGCAUGUCUAAUAACCCAUUUAUGGCAGGAGCACCAGCUGGCUCGUUCCCUGCAGGAAGUUCAUCCACCAACCCUUUCCUGUAGCACGGCUCCUGGUUUUUGCCCCCAGAGGGCAGCAUGCAGCACAUACUCAACGCACUUGUUCCGUCACGCUGUUAGUGGCAGUACAUUUCUUAGAGACUUCUAUAAUUUUUUUAUAUAAAGGUUUACAACACUAUGAAGGAGUACAAAGAAAUAUAUUAAACACUAAGGGACAUUUGUGUGGGACCUGUACUAUUUGGACCAUAUACUACUAUAUGCGUUUUAUUUUUUGUUAUAACUCUAAGCUUGGUGCAUAUCACCAUUUGUAAUCACAAAUAAGUACAUGUAAUGUAUAUCGAGGACUGAAUUUAGCAAGGAUGCUUAUUUUCAAACCUUGUAUUUAAAAAAAAAUCUAAAAAGAAAAAAAA